Didymodactylos carnosus is the source of this 2091-nucleotide messenger RNA. NCBI's taxonomy places the organism in Eukaryota, Metazoa, Rotifera, Eurotatoria, Philodinida, Philodinidae. The record is from the annotation of a GenBank genome assembly.
AUGUUUGCUUCUUUUCCGAAAUUUUCAUUCUGCCGAACGUUUCAACAACAACAACCUCAACAAGCAUGUGCUAAUAAUAUUAAAAAUGAAGUAUACGAAUGUAGUACGGAUAGCAAGAAUAAUAACUCACAGAAUUACGUAUUACCGCCCACUAGCAUCAAUUCACAUCAUACAAUAUCAGAUGAAACAAAAAUUGUUGAACAAGCCAAGAAGUCCGAAAAUAAAAAAGCAUUAUUAUCGAUUAAAAACGUACCAGGGAAAACCAUUCAUUCAGUGACAGUUAAUGGUAACAUGAGUAAAUUAGCAAUUCUAACAGACAAUGAACAAAAAUUGUAUCCAAAAAAUCUGUCAUUAUUUGAUGAAACACAAGCGACCAAUAGAUCAUCGUUAAAUGAUCGGCCAACACCAGUGAAAAUAAAUGAUGAAAGAAAUUUGAGUUCAAGAUCAUUAUCAUCAAUUCAGAACAAAUGGGACGAAAUUCAUUCAAAUAAUCGUGUAUCAUCAUCAUCAGCUGUCAACUGUUUACAAGAGAAGGCACAAUCAUCGUCACGAUUAAUACCAAUUACACAUUCAACGUCCUAUUCUAACAGCAACUUUUCCCCAAACAUAUCAGAUAUAUCAUCGCCUUCAAUAUUGGCUAAUCAACUACCAAAGCAAACACAGGUUGAUAAUCGAAUCAUAGUUUCCACAAACAAUAAACCUUGCUCAGAAACGGCUACUAAAAAUACAGCAAUAAAUAACGACAUUAAAACUUUGAAUUAUGCCAUAGACUGUCACCUUGAAGAUUCAACAUAUGAUUUUGCCGAAGAGUUUAAAUCGAUUAUUGUUCACAAUGGCACAAAGUCAUACUUUCGCACUGAAAUUAGACAAUCUGACAAUGCAACAGCGCAAGAUCCACAAGAACCGGUAGAAAUGAAUUGCGAAGAAAAUGAUGUAUAUAGAAUAGAUGAAGUAGAACUUUGGAAUAAAACAAUAUGGUAUAUUAGUGAGUUAAGAAUAAAUCGUCAGCCGUUCUGUCGUAGUCAUUGGGUAAAUAGUCAGGAUAAAAAUCAGUAUCAUUCUAUUCAUCAAAAGUUAAGCAGUUCGGUAUGUGAUCUCAAAUACUCGACCGAGUCAAAUUUAUUAAAUAAACAAUAUGCAACGGAUAAUGACGGCACUAUUCGUCAACCGGUCCAUUCAUCAUUAUCAUUACAAAAUUUUGACUUAUUGAGCAGUGAAUCAGCAAUUAUUAGACAAAAAUCGGAAGAUAACAUUUAUUGUUUAAGGACUGAUUUACAAAAGCAUACUACUAAUAAUGUUUUAGCUGCAUUAAGUAUUCAAGAAGACGACAUGGAACGAAACAAUAAUCUGAUUACUAAUGAAGUUAUCAAAAAAAAACUUCUUGAUAUUUUGAACGAUGAUGAAUUAGAAAAUGCAUGUAUUGAAGACUUGGAUUAUGAAUUUGGAAAAACAGCAUUGCCAACAAAAUAUCGUAGUUCAUCGGAUGAAGAACUAUCAAGCGAUGAGGCACUUUACGAUUCAGCCAAUACAGACAAUAAUUUAAAAUACAACACGAUUUCAACAUCCUACGAUGGUGGACUAUCAUCUUCCAACUCUGUUCUAACAAAAUCACGAUUACAUCGAACAACAUCCGAUAAACAACAUACAGAAGUCACUGUGUCUAAGAAAUAUCUGAAUAAAAAGAUAACAAAUAUGCUAUCGUGGUAUUCAUCACCAUUGCCACAUUGGCGUACAGACGAUUUGGGAUCGUACAAUCUAGAUGUGAAUAAUAAUAAUGCCCUAACAUCGACUCCGAUAAUCAAACAUUCUACAAGAAAAAAGUCAGAUUCAACAACAAUGAUAAUAUCAUCAACGGAUGAUUCAGAUGAACACAUAAAUCAAGUUAAUGUCAAUGAUCUGCUCAAUUGGAAAACGUCUUCAAAGUUAAUACAAACAGUUGAUUAUGGAAUGGUAGGAAAUAAACGAAAACAUCGGUAUCGGCAUUAUCGACGAAAAGAACAAUAUAGAGCGAUUCCUAAUCAGAAUAUUCCACCCCUUCACACGUCCAGUUCAACUUUACAAAGCAAGAAUGAUACAACAAUAUGCAUAUAA